AUGGUGGCGACUGAAUAUGAGAGGUGUGUCCAGUUUGAAGAUGGCCUUAGGGAUAAUCUAAGGGUUUUGAUUACUCCAGAGAGGAAGAGUGAGUUCUCAGUUUUGGUAGAGAAGGCACAGAUCACCGAGGAGGUAAAGCGUAUUGAGCUCCAAAAUAGAGAUAGAGAGAGGGUUAGAGUUGGGCCUUCUAUUUCACCUACUGGGACCUUGCCUUAUGGGCACUGUAGUAGACGCCAUCUGGGCGAAUGUUGGAGGAUGACUGGGGCAUGUUUGAGAUGUGGGUCUACUGAACAUAGUGUUCGAGAGUGUCUGCUAAGGGCUGAUCAAAUGCAAGCUCUGGGUUCUAGUGCUGCACUGCCAUUGAGGGUAGUCCAGCAACCUCCUAGAGGGACUCCAAUUGAGAGUACUUCUAGUGAGGUGACUGUUGUGAGUCCUUUGGGGAAAUCUAUCCAAGUCAACAAAUUGUAUAGAGAUGUCCUGUUAGAGGUCCAAGGGACAGUAUUUUUGGCUGAUCUGAUGGAGCUUCUGUUCGGGGAGUUCAAUUUAAUUCUGGGAAUGGACUGGUUGGUCAAGCACCGACUUUUUGACAAGAAGGGUGUAAUCAACCUUCGUCAACGGUUUAAGCUGGCGAAACCACACUCUUUCAAUCAAGAAAAGUUGGUCCGGAAGGGAUGUGAGGCAUAUUUGGCCUAUGUAAGUGUUUCUGAUUCUGGGGAUUUGACUGUAAAGGAUAUCAAAACUUUCAGGAAUUUUCCAAAUGUCUUUCCUAAAGAACUAUCGGCUCCAGUGUCUAUUGCCCCCUACCGAAUGGCACCCAUGGAGCCUACGAAGCUUAAGGCUCAGAUUCAGGAGCUGCUAGAUCGUAACUAUCAGCGAUUUGUAGAAGAGUUCUCCUUGAUCGCAGCUCUGUUGACUAAGCUUCUGCAUAAGGGAGUUCCUUUUGUGUGGACUGAUGCACAGUAG
Molecule: messenger RNA, 963 nt
Organism: Gossypium arboreum
Lineage: Eukaryota; Viridiplantae; Streptophyta; Magnoliopsida; Malvales; Malvaceae
Exons: 7
Coding region: 1-963 (320 amino acids)
Source: RefSeq, a predicted model, not a curated record